Messenger RNA from Sinocyclocheilus anshuiensis, 2886 nucleotides. RefSeq names its product ATP-binding cassette, sub-family E (OABP), member 1 (gene abce1). The transcript has 18 exons. The record is from RefSeq and is a predicted model, not a curated record. Gene Ontology annotation, molecular function: ATP hydrolysis activity; ATP binding. Lineage: Eukaryota; Metazoa; Chordata; Actinopteri; Cypriniformes; Cyprinidae. The coding region runs from base 361 to 2160 and encodes 599 amino acids.
UGAAAAACAAUCGCACAACAGUGUCUUUCUUCUUCCGUUUUCACAACUAACGUUAAUUUAGCGACAUUUUCUUAAAAAAGGAUCAAAUAUAAUCGUAAACACUCGAAUUCUGUUCGCAUCGGCGCGCUCUGAGCACGUCAGCGGUCGCGUCGCGUCCCUUUUGCGUCACUCGCUCUGGCGCCAUCUUUGCUACCGGUGCGCGCCGGAGCGACACGCGCUGUUCGUCUGUUCGCACAGAAAGAAGACUUUCUACGCUUAUUAACGCGUUAUACUGCGCUGUUCGCAUCAGCGAGAGUGAGAUCUAGACCUCCUCGGUUCCUUUAGAUCAGCGUCGCCGGUGUGCGACAUCAAACCAGCCAAAUGGCCGACAAGAACACCAGAAUCGCUAUUGUGAACCAUGACAAGUGUAAGCCUAAGAAAUGCCGCCAAGAGUGCAAGAAGAGCUGUCCGGUAGUGCGCAUGGGAAAGCUGUGUAUCGAGGUCACACCUCAGAGUAAAAUCGCCUGGAUCUCAGAGUCUCUCUGCAUUGGAUGUGGAAUCUGUGUCAAGAAAUGUCCAUUUGGUGCUAUUUCAAUCGUGAACCUGCCAAGCAACCUGGAGAAGGAAACCACACACAGAUACUGUGCCAAUUCCUUCAAGCUCCACAGGUUGCCCAUCCCUCGUCCGGGUGAGGUGCUGGGACUCGUGGGUACUAACGGUAUCGGAAAAUCCACUGCUCUGAAAAUCCUGGCGGGAAAACAGAAACCAAACCUGGGGAGAUUCGAUGCUCCUCCUGACUGGCAGGAGAUCCUGGCGUAUUUCCGUGGCUCCGAGCUGCAGAACUACUUCACCAAGAUCCUGGAAGACGAUCUGAAGGCCAUCGUGAAGCCGCAGUAUGUCGAUCAGAUCCCCAAAACCGUUAAGGGGUCAGUAGGCUCCAUCCUCAGCAGGAAGGACGACACCAAGUCAGAAGAGGUGGUGUGUGAACAGCUGGAUUUGUUGCACUUGCGUGAUCGUAAUGUUGAGGAUCUGUCAGGAGGAGAGCUGCAGAGAUUCGCCUGCGCGGUUGUCUGCAUUCAGAGAGCUGAUAUUUUCAUGUUCGACGAGCCGUCCAGUUAUCUCGAUGUGAAACAGAGGCUGAGAGCUGCCAUCACCAUCCGCUCCCUCAUCUCUCCAGACAGGUACAUCAUUGUGGUGGAGCACGACUUGAGUGUACUGGAUUACCUGUCAGACUUCAUCUGCUGUCUGUAUGGCGUUCCCAGCGUUUACGGUGUGGUGACCAUGCCCUUCAGCGUCCGGGAAGGGAUCAAUAUUUUCUUGGAUGGCUUCGUGCCGACAGAGAACCUGCGCUUUAGGGAGACGUCUCUGGUGUUUAAAGUGGCUGAGACGGCCACUGAGGAGGAAGUGAAGAAAAUGUGCCGCUAUCAGUACCCCAACAUGAAGAAGUGCAUGGGCGAGUUCUCGCUCACCAUCACGGAAGGAGAGUUCACCGACUCCGAGAUCAUGGUCAUGCUGGGAGAGAACGGAACUGGGAAAACCACGUUCAUCAGAAUGCUUGCAGGAGGCCUCAAACCAGACGCAGGAGGUGAGGUGCCUAUCCUGAACGUGAGCUACAAACCACAGAAGAUCAGCCCCAAAUUUAAAGGCAGCGUUCGAGCCCUGCUGCACGAUAAGAUCAGAGACGCGUACACACACCCUCAGUUCGUCACUGACGUUAUGAAGCCCAUGCAGAUUGAAAGCAUCAUCGACCAGGACAUCCAGAAUCUGUCUGGCGGUGAGCUGCAGCGUGUGGCUUUGGCUCUGUGUUUAGGAAAACCUGCGGAUGUGUAUCUGAUCGACGAGCCGUCUGCGUAUCUGGACUCUGAGCAGCGUCUGAUGGCUGCCAGGGUCAUCAAACGAUUCAUCCUUCACGCAAAGAAGACAGCAUUUGUGGUGGAGCACGACUUCAUCAUGGCCACUUACCUGGCGGACCGAGUCAUCGUCUUCGACGGAAUUCCAUCCAGAAGCACUACCGCCAAUACUCCACAGACUCUGUUGGCUGGCAUGAAUAAGUUUUUAUCGCAGCUGGAGAUCACGUUCAGAAGAGACCCAAACAACUUCAGACCAAGAAUUAACAAACUCAAUUCCAUUAAGGAUGUGGAACAAAAGAAGAGUGGAAACUACUUCUUCCUGGAUGACUGAAGGUUCUAUUUCACAGAAUUCCAUAAAUUUAGCCGCUCAAUAUGACAUCAGACCAGCGAACGCUGGCAUUGUGGACUUAAAUGUUUACUGAAUUAUCGCCACCAUCACCACUUCAAACAUACAGCUCUACUCCUCUCCUCUUGGCCAUUGGUAUGAUUCCACAAAGAGACGAGAUGGAUCCUCUGAGAUGAGGAGAGGACAUUAUUUGAGAAUAAAACCUUGACAAAUGUAUGUUUUUGGGUGAAUUAUCGUUAUUAACAACUGAAGUUCUUUCUGGUCACAAAGUAGUGGGAACCAAUUUACACAUGCCAAACAUGCAACUGUAUGUUUUGAAUAAAAUAUUUGAAUCAUGUUACACGAUGUGUUACAUAUUAAAUAACCAGAUUUCUCAAGAUUAGGCUUUUGCCUUCGGCAGUCUUGUAAAGAUGCAACUGAAACCGUUCGAUAUUAAAACGCACUACCAGCUACACAAAACCUGUUGUGUCAAUGAUAUUGGGUGACAAGUCUGUGCAGCGAGAUUGUUUUGGAGUAAACUGACUUUAAAUGGAAAGACUGCAACUGAGGAAGAUUGGCUUGUAUUUGGUGUCACAACUACAUGUACUUCCCUUACAUGAAGGGAAUUGCAGUUAAAAUUGGCUUGAUGUUCUUUAGCUUUUGUUUGGUGUAGUUUGGACAUCUUUCUGUAUGUACUUUAUUUCCUCUGAUAAGAGCAUAUUUGACACAAAU